Molecule: messenger RNA, 2981 nt
Organism: Brassica napus (rape)
Lineage: Eukaryota; Viridiplantae; Streptophyta; Magnoliopsida; Brassicales; Brassicaceae
Exons: 2
Coding region: 1342-1953 (203 amino acids)
Source: RefSeq, a predicted model, not a curated record
CUUCCAACAAACGAGUUCUAUUCGCAUGAAAUCACUUGGAGAAUGUUCUCAACUCAAUUACGGAGCUUCUUGAAGAAGAAUCAGAUCAAACGGAGUUCAUAUGUGAUAGUUAUGCUAUUUACAAAUCAGGUGAUCUUCAGUUCUCGCGAAUUCAGACCACCCGAGAAGCUCGAAAUGGCUAACCUUCUUUCUGAUGAACCAACGGUCAAUUCAAUCAUGACAAAGGUUAUUAUUCAUGUUCUAAAUGUUCAAGAAAGCAUUGGGCUUGAUGGUUUUCAAAAAGAUUCAAAAACGAGCUUGUUUGGGCCAAAUGGAGAAACCGAUAAAAUAUUGGCCAAGGGAAAAGAUGGAUUUCGACCAGCCCUCAAAGGGACAUGUCUUGGCCCAUAUCAGGAGUAUAUUCUUCACCUUUCAAAGUCCUGGUCGUGGCUAUAUGAAGAGAUAGUCCAAGUUUCAGUCAAAGACUUUAUUUAGUCAAGUCUUUGUUUCUAUUUCCAAUGUCUUGUUUUUAGCACAUUUUUCUUUGGAUCCCUACAACUUGUAAUCCUAUAAAUAAGGCCUUAGAGCCACGAAAUUAAACAGAUUGUUUUUCCCUUUUUAUGAGUUUCUCUCAUUGUUCUUUGUUUAGAACACUUCUUAGUUUCUUGGUGAGGUUAUCUCCAAGUUUCGAUCCUUCUUUUGUUGGACCGGUGCGUCACAUCCGGCAACGAUCGAAGUCUGGUAGUAUCUUUGGGCUAUUCCGCAACCCUUAGUGUCACCCCUCGAUCCAUCAGUUCUCAAUCCUCUCGGACCUGAGUUCAUAUCAACCUUACCGAAAGAGUGAUCCAUAUUUUGGUCGUAUCAAGUGGUAUCAGAGCCACUCAACCGGUACUAUCUAUCCAUCUUUUUCAUCUUCCAUUUCUAAACACUUCUUCUUCAUCUUUCUAUCUCAAAUCUGGGCCACUACCUUACCUAUCGCCAUUCUUCUAUAAAAAAAAAGAGAAAAGAAAAGAAAAAAAAAUAAUCUAUCAAAAAAAAAAAGAGAAAAGAAAAAAAAAAGUUUGAUUUAUUUGGCUAGGUGGUGGAAGAGAAAUCCUGCUGGCUGAGGAGAAAUCCAGCCUUGGAGUGGUUAAUACGGAUUUCAAAAUCAAUUCUCUUAUCUUUCUAUCUUGUGUUUCAUCUCUUGCUUGCUUGGAGAAACCCAUUGAGUUACUUGAUUUGUUCUCUUAGAACUUUGAGAGGAGACUCUUGAGUGACCACUAAAAUCUUAGAGAAACACUUGUGUGGGUGAGAUCAAACACUUGAGAGUGUGAGGAUUAUUUUUAUCUGUUAACCUUUUGUGUUGAGAAUUUUCAGGUUAAGAUGUUUGAAGCUGAUCAAAGAAGGCUUUUCAGUCAGUUUGAAGUCCGGGAGUUUUGUGACAACCUUGUGGAGGGUAUGGUGAAAGCCCUCAAGGAUGUCAGCAAGAUCCAAAAGAAGAGCACAACCACAUGUGCAUCUGUAGCUAAGCCAUCCUUAUUCAUCAAUGAAAAAUCCAAAGGUAAAUCUGAAAACAACCUUGAAGAUCAAAAAGAUUUUUCAGAUUCUUUACCAAUUUUUGAUGAGUAUGAUGAAGAGAUGAUUGAAAGUUUGAUCAUUUGUGAGGAUGAAUGUGAUCUUCCAUCUCCAAAAUCUGAUUUUAUGUUUGAUGAUGAAGAGACUAAUGGACUAACCUGUUUUGAACCGGAGCAUCCGAGUAGUUUUGUUCUAUUUUCACAGGAUUUUAAGGAAGAACCAUUCGACUACUCACAUCAAGGACUGCUUCUUGGCACCAGGAGACCCAUGGACGAUGAUCUAGGUCCCAUAUUCGAUGAGGAAGACGAACCUGGUCCAACCUUUGAAGCGGAAGCACCAAGCGUAACAUCCAACAUCAUGGAGAACCAACUUUGCUUUGAUCCCGGCACAGCUCCUACACCUUUGUUCAAAGAGCACUGAACUGUGCUAUCACGUGCCCUGACACCAUUCUGGUGUACAAGACUUACUUUGAUAGGCUUCAUGGUGAUCUGAAACGUGUGCUACAUGUUCUAGGGAAAGAAACUUUGGUUUAUGAUCUGAACAAAUACUUGUCUUGUACAUAUGAUCCUGGUAUUUUAAUGUUUGUUUUGAGUGUCCAGGAUAAACAGGAUCAGUCUCCAAGAGGUGUCAGGAACAGAAGCAGAGAUCGUGCUUAUCAGUUUAAGACUUGGAGAUGCAUGUACUCGAGGAAACCAACUUCAAAACUCCAAGGAAGUUUCUUUCCAAAAUUUUCCUUCACUAAAUUUUACAUGAUUUUUAAAUUCUUUUUGUCUGAUUCAUUUCCUUUUGAUACAGGUAAAAUGGAUUUGAGGUCAAAUCCUUUUCAAGAGGGAGGGAAUGAUGCGCCUCGGAUCAUAGACCCGGGCCAGGAUGAUGCGACCAUGGCUGAGCCAGAUGAUUCUUCAACAAAGGACAAACCAGGAUGGAUUAAUGGUGAGGAUACUGAUCUAAAACCAGCUGAUGAGACUGAGGACGAGCUGGAACCAGCUGAAGAGAGUAUGCUUGAGCUGAAACCAGCUGAAGUGAUAGUAGAUGAGCUGGAUGAGCUGAGUGAGCUAAGUGAUACUAGCUUGGAGCUGAAUGAGCUAAGUGACACUGAAGAUGGAGCUGGUUUAGUUGCUGGGCGAAAUGAGCCUUUUUCAGCCCAAAGAAAAAUUCAUAACAAAUUCAAUUUGGGUCGGUUUUACACCAAAUUCGACUAGGCCUUUCCUCAGUCCAUUUCAAGCCCAUUCUCAUCAAGAAUGCCAAGAGGGAGUCAGCAAGGAAGUCUUGGUCGUGCAUGGGAAAAAGAAUUCAACAAAAAUCAUUAAUUUCGGUCUUUAGUCAAAGUCUUCAUUUCUAGUUUCUAUGUCUUGUUUUUAGCACAUUCUUCUUUGGAUUUCUACAACUUGUAAUCCUAUAUAUAGGGCCUAAGAACCACGAAAUAAGAUAAGCUUUUUCCCCUUUUA